Gloeophyllum trabeum ATCC 11539 is the source of this 621-nucleotide messenger RNA. Its product is annotated as kinase-like protein. The annotation marks the transcript as partial. Lineage: Eukaryota; Fungi; Basidiomycota; Agaricomycetes; Gloeophyllales; Gloeophyllaceae. The transcript has a single exon. The record is from RefSeq and is a predicted model, not a curated record.
ACAGAGGUUGCCGUUAUGAAGUUCAUCGCAGAAAACACGACUGUCCCCAUCCCUGGUAACCCUGAAUAUAUCAUUGAUGUGGGCCGGAGCUACGUCGUACGGGACUAUGUGGAAGGUCAAGUCCUCUCCAAAGCUUGGGACCAUCUGCAAGAACAUGAGAAGGCAAUGAUCAUAGCGGAACUGAAAGGUUAUGUAAACCAGCUCCGGGCACUCAAGCCUCCUGGUUACAUCGGAUCCCUCGACCGAGGCCGCUGCCGGGACUGCAGAAUGUUCAGCAUGUCCUGUGGGCCUUUCGAUAACGAAGCUCAGUUUAACAACCACCUGGUCUCGGUCUUAAGGACGCACUUAGCUUCUCCCAUCUAUCGGAUGUUCUUGACAAGGAUGAUGCGGGAGGAUCACAAGAUUGUCUUCACUCAUGCUGACCUUCACUGGAACAAUAUCAUCGUCAAGGAUGGCCACGUCGCAGCCAUUGUGGACUGGGAGAUGGCAGGAUGGUAUCCUGAAUACUGGGAAUACUGCAAAGCGCUGUACAACGAGAAAUUUGACACGGACUGGUGUAUGCGGGUUCGGGAUUUCCUAGAGCCUUAUGAUUAUGAAUAUGCUGUUGACAAGCUGCUGCUU